Messenger RNA from Cornus florida, 1626 nucleotides. RefSeq names its product CAAX prenyl protease 1 homolog. Gene Ontology annotation, cellular component: endoplasmic reticulum membrane. Gene Ontology annotation, biological process: CAAX-box protein processing. Bases 46 to 1320 code for a protein of 424 amino acids. NCBI's taxonomy places the organism in Eukaryota, Viridiplantae, Streptophyta, Magnoliopsida, Cornales, Cornaceae. The record is from RefSeq and is a predicted model, not a curated record. The transcript is spliced from 14 exons. Gene Ontology annotation, molecular function: metalloendopeptidase activity.
CACACACACACACACACAAUACAGUCUGCAACAACCGAAUCUAUCAUGGCGUUUCCGUACAUGGAAGCUGUUGUUGGUUUUAUGAUAUUCAUGUAUCUCUUUCACACUUAUCUCAAAAUGCGGCAACAUGCUGCUCUUAAGCUGCCCACACUUCCAAAAACUUUGGAAGGAGUGAUCAGCCAAGAAAAGUUUGAAAAAUCCCGAGCCUAUACUCUUGAUAGAAGCCGCUACGGUUUUGUUCGUAAUUUGGUAACUAUAGUGUUGGACUGUGCAAUUUUGUUAUUUGGGUUAUUGCCCUGGUUGUGGAAGAGAUCAGGAGACUUCCUGGUGUCUGUUGGCCUCAAUGCAGAGAAUGAAAUAUUACAGAGUCUUGUAUUCUUAGCUGGUGUUAUGAUUUGGUCACAGAUUACUGAUUUGCCAUUUUCUCUGUACUCAAGUUUUGUGAUCGAGUCCCGCCAUGGUUUCAACAAACAAACAAUAUGGUUAUUCAUUAGGGACAUUAUCAAAGAAAUCGUCCUAACUAUUAUAAUCGGGCCACCUAUUGUGGCUGCAGUCAUUGUAAUAGUACAGAAUGGAGGUCCCUAUUUGGCCAUCUAUCUUUGGGGGUUAGUGUUUGUUCUAUCGCUUGUCAUGCUGACUCUUUAUCCUAUUUUAAUAGCACCACUUUUCAACAAGUUCACACCACUUCCAGAUGGAGAGCUUAGAUUGAAAAUUGAGAAUCUUGCUUCAUCGCUCAAGUUUCCCUUAACAAAGUUGUUCGUUGUUGAUGGAUCCACAAGGUCAAGCCAUAGCAAUGCAUAUAUGUAUGGAUUCUUCAAGAACAAGCGGAUCGUCCUUUAUGACACAUUGAUUCAACAGUCCAAAAACGAUGAGGAAGUCGUUGCUAUUAUUGCACAUGAACUGGGUCAUUGGAAGCUUAAUCAUACAAUUUAUUCUUUCAUUGCUUUUCAGAUUGUCACAUUUUUUAAUUUCGGAAUAUAUACUCUUGAGAGAAACUCAAAAGAUCUGUUCCAGAGUUUUGGUUUUGAUACGCAGCCAGUCAUCAUUGGAAUAAUAAUAUUUCAGUACACCAUAAUGCCUCUCGAGCAUCUUGUCAGCUUUGUUUCUAAUAUUGUAAGCCGAUCUUUGGAGUUUCAGGCUGAUGCCUUUGCUAAGAAGCUUGGUUAUACAGCAGCACUUCGAGCCAGCCUUGUGAUCAUGCAGGAAGAAAACUUAGACGCGAUGAACACCGAUCCUUGGUACUCUGCUUAUCACUAUACUCAUCCUCACAUCGUUGAAAGAUUGACUGCAAUUGAUGAACCUUAUAGAAAGACACACUGAGGGAAUCCUGAAGUGAACACAUAAUUAGUUCAUUUUAUACUUUUGAGUCAGACCAUCAUUUAUACUUUUGAAGCCAAACGUUGUAAAUGUGAGAAUGGAUAGCUUUAAUACCACUUUCCUUAUGAAAUCCAUUGGAAAUGGACUAAAAAUCCACGGAAUUACAGAUGAGGGGAAAAGGGAGGAAAAGUGGUAAAGGAAGUUGUAGCUUAAUGUAACUAAAUUGUACUUUUCCUUGUCAACAGUGACAGAACUAGAUAUCUUUGUUUUGAACUGUUCCACUCUUGCAAUAUAUCUUGUUUCUUAGUA